Messenger RNA from Caenorhabditis elegans, 1038 nucleotides. It is a transcript of the gene srh-37, whose product is annotated as Serpentine Receptor, class H. Lineage: Eukaryota; Metazoa; Nematoda; Chromadorea; Rhabditida; Rhabditidae. The record is from RefSeq and is marked reviewed. The transcript is spliced from 5 exons. The coding region runs from base 1 to 1038 and encodes 345 amino acids.
AUGAAGAAUGUGUCUCAUUCGAUAUGGAACGAGAAUCCUGAAACAUAUUUCACUGUAAAAACGAUUUAUGCGAUUUUUGUGACACCUAUCUACCCGCUUGCUCAUUAUUGUGUGCUCACCAAGUCACCAAAGAGUUUUGGAAUUUUGAAAUGGAUUAUUUAUGUUCAUUGUAUUUGCUUCACUUGCGAAUGGUUGGGCAACGUGUUCCUAAUCGACGUUUAUGAUUUUCAACCGUCAAUACUUGUCAAAAUCAAUGGAGUCUUGAAAAAUUACAUACGCCCAUUAAACCUUUAUAAGGUUUACGUGAUAGUCGAAGGAAUAACUGAAACAUCUGGACUGAUUUUAUUUACUAGCCGUGUUCUCCUCAUCGUUGACCUCUACAGACCCCAUCCAUCAAUUCAAAGAAAAAUCUGCGAAUUUUUGAUCUACUGCGUUGUUUUUUCGUUUGGCAUGUGGGCCAUCCCAAUGAUAGUUUGGCAGCUGCCAAAUCAACAUUCUGCAAAAUUGGAAGUGAUUCAGAAUCACGAGGCCUAUCCAGAUUCUAUUUGGGACUCGAACGUUGUUGUUAUUACACUAGCGGAUUCUGUUGUAGACAAUACGAUUUGUGCUUUGAUUGUUGUUAACUGCGUGUCCAUUGGUUUCGCGAUCUUUGUGUCUGCCAAAAUAGCGUUCUACAUGUUAUCACAAAGAAUGAUAAAUCAAUCAAAAGCAACAAUGAAAAUGCACAAGAAAUUCAAUGAACGGACCAUUUUGCAAUCAAUACUCUACUUCACUUUUUGCUGUGUGCCAUUUUCUGUACUCUAUAUCACUAUUAUCCUGAAUAUUCACAUAGCAGGAAGCUCAUAUUUCAUAGAUAUCUUUUCUGAAAAUCAUCCGACAGCAUGUGCUGUGUCAUUAUUUUUGUUUUAUGAUCCAUAUCAGUACUAUCUAAUAGACUUGCUUGGCUGGAGAAAACGCAAGAAUGUCACCAAUGCGUCGGCUAUUUUUGUGGAAAAAGUUAACACGGUUUCAAGGAAUUCAAAUGUAGCUUUUUCGUGA